AUGUCUCUCGAAAAACACGUCUGGGGCUUUGAUCCCGAGACCCAGGCGGUAUCCCCUGAUGAAUUACACGAAGUUUGUCUAGACGACGAAAACAAAGAGAUCCCUGCACCUUUACUAGCUGGCAGCCGACCUGAAUGUCUCAAGAAUGCCGUCCACGAAUGUGUGUUUGUUGCUCUUGUCGCCUUUGCCGCAGCCACGCCCGUCUUCCUCCAGCGUUCUGUUGUGGUUGUGGCUGGACCUAUAUCCGCAGCCUUACAGAUGACACCAGCUCAGAUCGCGUGGGCAACGGCAAGCUCAGGUUUAACGACGGGGGCAUUCUUACUUCCAUUCGGAUACAUCGCCGAUACUUGCCCUGUUUUGCCUCGAAAGACUCUUCUAAUCGUCAGCUUGGUGGUUUUCUGUCUACUUGUCUCAUGUACAUCCUUCUCGCCAACUGGGAUUGUUCUUGAUAUUAUAUCUGGCUUGACUGGCAUCGCUUGUGCGGCGAACGUUCCUAUUGCCGUCGGCAUACUAAGUCUUGUCUACCCAACGCCAUCUCGCCGCAAGAAUAUUGUAUUUUCUUCCUUCUUAAUUGGCACACCUGCGGCAACUAUCAUCGGUGGGCUCGGCUCUGGCGCCUUAGCUCUUGAAGUUAGUUGGAAGGCCCCGUUCAUAGCCUUGGCUGCUCUAUACGCCGCGGUCUGUGGGCUUGCUUGCGUAUUUGUCCCGAACGUCUCGGCGCCUGAAAACGAGGAGAAAACCGAAAUACGCAUUAUUGCCGAGCCGGAAGCAUUUCCGAUAUUAUCGAUUGAAGCACCCAAGAAGAAAUCCAAACUCUUGCAGUUUGACUGGCUAGGGCUAUUUCUACUUGUCACAGGUCUUCUCCUAUUUACUGUCGCAUUGACUAUUGGCCCACAAGGUCCAGAGCCAUGGAAGACACCGGCAGUAAUCCUACUCCUCACUUUGGGCGUGCUAUCUCUUGGAUGUUUCCUUCUUUGGGAGAAUUUUACGAAAACGCCUAUGAUACCCCCAUCAAUUUGGGAAAACUUGACAGUGACUUUGGUGAUUAUCUGUACCAUAGCUGCUGCUAUGUCUUUCUACUCUCAGCUGUUCUGGGUCUCUUUAUUCAUGCAAGAUCUUGAGGGCCUGAAGUCGUUCGACGUUGCUGUACGGUUGCUACCACAGGCUCUUGUGGGCCUAGUACUCAGCCCUCUUGUUGGCCUGAUCAUGCAUAGAGUCCCGGGAACAGCGUUGUUGGCAGUGGCAGCUACUUCGCUCGUCCUGAGCAAUGUUCUUCUCAUAUUUUUGCGUCAGGGGAGCAACUACUUAUUCUGGAUAUUCCCGGCUAUCAUGUUGAGUACCAUUGGGAUGGAUUGGAUUAUGAAUGUUGGGUCUCUUUAUAUUUUAUCGUCUCUUCCAUUGGAACAUCACUCGGUUGGUGCUUCUCUGCUUCAAACCACGAGCCGCCUCGGAGUCCCUCUCGGCAUGGGAGUUACUACUGCAAUCUGGUCAUCGUACGAUGGGGAGCAGGAUACCAACCCUCAAUUAGCGUAUACCAAUACGUUCAUAGCCACCACGGCAUUUGCAGGAAUUUCUCUCGUUUUGGUUCCAUUCAUUCGGAUUGGACGACAAGGCCAUUCAAGACAUGAACUAUUAGAGUCAAAGGACGACGAGCUCAAGCCGAGAACUUCCGUCCCUCAACAACCGCCACCUAGUCCACCACGAAAUCCUCGCACCGACAACGGACACAGACCAAGCAAGCGAUGGUCUCCUGUCGAUACAUUGGCCGCGUCAGUUACGAGUGAAAGACAACACACAGCGGCUCCAUCAGUAUCCUCGCAAUCAUCUCGUAGAAGUGAGGAUACCUCGAAUACCAACAAAACAAACAGGACAACCAUUCGACGAGGAUGUAGCCCAUCCGAAAGAGUCGUCUGGGUUGUCUGUGAAGAGUGUGGCACAACGAAACGCCACAAUCAACCGCGUACCACCGUGGGCGAUCCGGCCCGUUACUUUAACGAUCCUGCAUUUGGCAGCGUAACCAAGGAUACCAAUCAGACGAACCCAUAUGGUGCAAACGGAAAUAACAGCAGCCAGAUUCAUCACCAUCACUCCCAGUCUCAACUUCCUAGACCGUAUAAUGGGCAUCGUCGCUUACCACUUGUGAACCGCCAGAUCCUAACACAUCAAAUGCUGACACAGGGCUUUCGGCCUUGA
Molecule: messenger RNA, 2193 nt
Organism: Daldinia caldariorum
Lineage: Eukaryota; Fungi; Ascomycota; Sordariomycetes; Xylariales; Hypoxylaceae
Product: MFS general substrate transporter
Exons: 4
Coding region: 1-2193 (730 amino acids)
Biological process (GO): transmembrane transport
Cellular component (GO): membrane
Molecular function (GO): transmembrane transporter activity
Source: RefSeq, a predicted model, not a curated record